Messenger RNA from Sodiomyces alkalinus F11, 567 nucleotides. RefSeq names its product RNA-binding domain-containing protein. The transcript is spliced from 4 exons. The record is from RefSeq and is a predicted model, not a curated record. NCBI's taxonomy places the organism in Eukaryota, Fungi, Ascomycota, Sordariomycetes, Glomerellales, Plectosphaerellaceae. Bases 85 to 411 code for a protein of 108 amino acids. Gene Ontology annotation, molecular function: RNA binding.
CGUCUCAUACACCAACACGCGCCCAUUUCCUUUUUUACAAGUCAACAUUAGAAAGGAUUCAUCGUCACCAGCAUAUCGAGAGAUAUGAGUAGUCGCGGUGGUAAAUUAGCACCAGAAGUAAACCGCUACAACGUGACUCCAGAAGAGUUAUUCGACCUGUUCGGAAAGUUUGGCCCAAUCCGACAGGUUCGCCAGGGCAUCGCCAACAACACGAAGGGCACUGCAUUCGUUGUCUAUGAAGACGUAAUGGAUGCCAAGCAAGCUUGUGACAAGCUAAACGGCUUCAACUUCCAGAACCGCUAUCUGGUUGUUCUAUAUCACCAGCCAGAGAAGAUGCUCAAGUCAAGAGAGGACCUCGAGGCCCGCCGGGAAAGUUUAGCUCAGUUGAAAAAACAGCACGGUAUCGAAUGACAAUUUGACGGGUCUGCGGCACGCCUUCAGACUUCCUCCAACGACUUGUCUGCAGGCCCGUCCUCACCUCCUACACCGACCGACGCCGCGUCACCGAAUACGAAGACGGUUCCCCGCAAGAACCCGUCCGACUUUGGCCAAAAACACUGCGUCCGC